Molecule: messenger RNA, 25357 nt
Organism: Drosophila miranda
Lineage: Eukaryota; Metazoa; Arthropoda; Insecta; Diptera; Drosophilidae
Gene: Strn-Mlck
Product: myosin light chain kinase, smooth muscle
Exons: 27
Coding region: 146-24979 (8277 amino acids)
Biological process (GO): positive regulation of apoptotic process; protein phosphorylation; homophilic cell-cell adhesion
Cellular component (GO): nucleus; membrane
Molecular function (GO): protein serine/threonine kinase activity; protein binding; calcium ion binding
Source: RefSeq, a predicted model, not a curated record
AUUUAAAAAUUUUCGGUCUAGAGCACCCUAAUCCUACAGAGAAAGUCGUCCUGAGAGUGUGUACCCGUACCCCCCGAGCCGGUCCUCUGUCCGCGUGUUGCCCCUGUUUUUUUUUGGCUAAUUAUAUAGCGAGAGAGACCUGAACAUGGAAACAUCGCCAGCAGCAGCCGCCGCUGAAGAGGCUGCCGUCGUAGUAGAACCUCCUGGCCAAGAACCAGUAUCGGAAACGAUCCAACGCAGACCACCACCCCGCAUCACGUUCAGCGAUAAUUCCAGCUCUUUAAUCCGCUGCAUUCCCAACGAGCGGGCAACGUUCUUUGUGAAAAUCGAUUGCGAUGAGGAUGAGGAGUCCGAAAUGCUGCCCUUCAAAUUCGAAUGGAGCCGUGGGGAGAUACCCAUUGAGAACUCCGAUCGCUUUCGGAUAACGCAAACCAGCAAUGCCGUCCAGCUGGCCGUGGAGCACGUGCAGCGGGAGGAUGCCGGGCAUUACACGCUGUUCGCACGAACGAAAAGCAACGAUGUGGUGCGCAGGCACGUCGAACUCAUUGUCGAGGACAGAUCGACCGGAGACGAUCCGCCUGUGUUCCUGCGGCGCCUGGUCGAUCUCUCUGUCAAAGUGGGUACACGAACACGUCUCCUCACCGAAAUACGCAGCUCAACAGAUCUUAAGCUUACAUGGUACAGAAACGACAGGAGAGUGUGUGAGAAUGAUCGCAUUACAGAGAUCAACGAGGGCACGUUUCAUUACCUGGAAGUGAGCCCCGUGACAUUGGAUGAUGGCGGUCAGUGGAUGCUGAUGGCGGAAAAUUUUGGCGGUCGAAACUCGUGUCUGGGCACUGUGAACGUGCUGGUUCCCAAGGCGUACAAGACGCCGGAGUUUGUGGAGGAGCUGCGGGCCGUUCUGACAGAGCAGGGAACUGUUUCGCUGGAGUGCAAGGUGGUGGGGGUGCCCACGCCGCACUUGCGCUGGUUCAAGGACUCCAAGGAGAUCAAGGCUGGCGAUAUCUUUGCACUGACCGCCAAUGCCGAUGAUCCCACAUCUCUCGGGACGUACACCUGCGAGGCGAGGAACUGCAUGGGCGUCACCUAUUCUAGCUCCAAGGUUCAUGUGGUGGGACGCGGCAGUCGGGAGGGCUCUCUAAAGCCAGCGGACAACGUUUCGAGCAAUGCGCCGCCUCCGAUAUUCACAAACGAACUGCGGGACAUGAGCAUCCACAUCGGCGAGACAAUCAUUCUCGGCUGUCAAGUGGUGGUGCCGCCCUGGCCCAAGAGCGUCAGUUGGUACAACACCGAUGGACGUGUGGAGACCGCCGAGCGAUAUAAACUAAUUGAAGAUGGCCUGGGCGUCUACAUGAUCGAGAUUAAGCCAUCGGAGUCCUGCGAUGCCGGGGAAUGGAAAUGUGUGGUCACCAGCUUUGAGGGCUGUGUGGGCAUCUCCACCUGUGCAGUUAACAUGGACAUUCCCAGAAACUAUCGCAAGCCUCGGUUCAUGGAGAGUCUUCGUGCCGUUCUAACUGAAGAGGGUCUUGUCUCCUUUGAGUGUAAAGUGGUGGGCUUCCCAACGCCAGUGCUCAAAUGGUUCAAGGAUGGCCAUGAAUUGAAGCCUGGUGAUGUUUACCAGCUGACAGGAACCAAUUCCUUGGGCACCUACUGCUGCAUUGCCCGUAACUGCAUGGGAGAGACGAGCAGUACGGCCGUGCUCACUGUGGAGGACAUACAAAAUCAGCUUACCGAUGAAGAGCGCAUGGUAUUCACGCAACAGAACCAGGCACCCAAGUUUCUGACGGGCCUAAAGAGCACCGAUGCCAAAAUCAACGAACCCUUCCAGUUCAAGGUGGCGGUGAAGGCCACCCCGGAUCCCAUACUGUCCUGGUUUCGGGAUGAGCUGCCCAUCGAUCCGAACGACAGAUAUAAUCACUAUCGUGGCGAAAACGACGACUGCUGGCUGCUGGACAUAAAGGCCGUCGAGUUUGUGGAUCAGGCUGAAUGGAAGUGUGUUGCCGUCAAUGAUUUUGGCACCAGCAUAACGUCUUGCUUCCUUAAGCUUCAGAUACCCCGGCACUAUAAGAAGCCUCGCUUCCUCGAGUGUCUUCGAGCGGUGCUCACCGAGGAGGGAGCCGUAAAUCUCGAGUGCAAGGUCAUUGGCGUGCCCCAGCCGGUGCUCAAGUGGUACAAGGAUGGUGUGGAACUGAAACCCGGCGAUAUUCAUCGAAUCAUCUCUGGCCAGGAUGGCACUUGCUGCCUGGGCACGUACACAUGCGAGGCCAGGAACUGCAUGGGUGUCGUCGCCAGCUCUGCAUCGCUUCUGGGCUUUGAGGACGCCCAAAGAAGUCAGAGCCAGGGCCAGAAGAGUGAGCCGCUGCACGAAAACGAGCUGCAGAGGAACUACUCGCUCUCCACAAUUCAAGAGGAGCGCACAUCCCAGAUGUAUGAGACGCCCGUUGGCGACAUAACCAUUGACGAGAAGGGCGAUGUGUCAUUCUCCUUCGAUGGCAAAGAGGUCUCCGUUUCGCUCUACGAAACGCCGGAUCUCACCGAGGAGGAGGCCCUCAAGAUUGUCGAAAUGUAUGCAGAUCAAAUAUCUGAGCACGUGACGGAGCACAAUAUCGUUGAGCUGCCACCGUUGCGCUUUGUCAAGGAGACUUCGCAGUCGGGAAAGCUACUGAUGGAGGCUGUUGUCAUUGAUAUAGCGCCCGAGUAUUUCAGCCAUGAGGAGGAUAUGCGCACCGAGGCGGAUAUGGAUGACAUAUCAAUUACAGAGAUCACAGUGCAUGGAUCGUCCGGAAGGGAAGGAAAACUCGACAAAGACACGCAGCAAUAUGUGCAAGAAUCCUUUGAGAAAAUGGAAGAGGAACUGUCGCUGUCGGCCCCCAUACGGAAGCGGAAAAAGUCGCGACCCACUGAGACAGAUGAGUUCUUCAGCCUGUCCAAGGCCUCGGCAUCGGGUAGCCAGGAAGGGGAGGAGGAGACAUCGGAUCUGCAGACCUUUGCCAGUGCCCAAAUGUCCACAUCCCAGAAGGUAGCCACCCAUUCAGCAUCUCAGGCCAGUCCGGAGCAGGACCCAGAGUCAUUGUCGGCACCAAAGAGGAAAAAGUCCAAGAAGCCAUCAGCCGACAGUGAUUCAUCAAAGACCAAUGAGGAUGAGGCACGGCUGCAGGACAUUUCCGGUGCAGUGGGUGAUGGUCUCUUGGUGACCCCAAAAUCCCACCCAAAAGCAGUCACCGACGAGAGUGAAAUCAAUCGAAAUCUUAUGGCCCUAGUGCCCCUAGCAAAGCUUCUCAAGGUAAUUGAGAAAUAUCUCACGGUAGUGGAGAACGAGGUGGUGGAGCAGUCCACCAUGAUGAUGACGGCGGCUGCCGCAGAUCAGAGCAUUGCAAUCAUCCGUAACAUUAUUGAUCCUAUCAAGCAAAUCGAAUCGAAGCUACGCGUCUACUCUGGCGAGACACAGAUCGAUGGCCUCAUCCAGUCCAUGGACGAGGACAUACGCAAACUCCACAUGGGCUUGCAGGUAAUUGAAAAGUGUGUGGAGAUAGAUGAGACUGGGGCAACGCUCAUACAGCGCACCAGUGUCUGCAUCAUUGACAGCGUGGCAGAUCAAAUGAAGCGGGCCCUGGAAGAGCUGAAAAUCGUCAGCCGACGAUUUGAGUCGGAGUGCCUAAGGGCACAAAUAGAGCUCACCGCCGAUGACAUCCAGCAGGGGCUGGAUAUUACACAGGGCACCAUUAAGUCGCAGGCACUGCUUCAGGAAGCACAGGAACUGGAGGCAGCUAAGCAUUUUACCGAAGCCGUCGAGAAGAUGCAGGAUGUGCCCGACUCUGUAUCCUUUGCCACCAUAUCGGAAGCCAAUUUGCCCAGCGAAGCGAGCGCCCUCAAGGAGAUUUGCCAUCCAGUGGCAAGGAUACAAGAGGCACUGGAACGUGUAGAGAUGGAGCUCUCGCUGGAGGACUCGGAGGAGCAGAUCUACAAGAAAGUGCAUCAGAAAGUGCUCGAAAGCAUUGUGGAGCCCAUUAAACAGCUGCAGAGUACCCUGCAGUCCAUCGAAGACAAGACCGAAUCCCUGGCAGGAUCCGAGUCUAUGGAGCAGAAAAUCAAUAUGGCCAUCCUUGAUAUUGUGACGCCGCCGCUGUUCGAGCUCAAUAAGGGACUCGAGGUUAUUCUUAACGAGAAAUCUGACAGUGUGGAGGGAGGCAUGCUUACAGUUAGCACCGUGGAAUCGAUGGUGCCGCCCCUGCAGGAGAUACAGAAUGGCCUGGCGCAGCUAGGACAAGAUCUGGAAAGUGGCCAGGCCGCGAUGACUGAGGUGGCAGAGCAAGAGCUCCGAUCCGAACCCGCACUGGAUGUGGCCGAUACGCAGAAACUCCUGCAGUCGUUUGCCCAGGCUGUUUUGCAUUUUGAAACUAACAUUGAGAGGAUUUCGCCUCGCCUCUCGUCGAAUGUGAAAGUCCGCUUGUUAAAUCUGAAGGAUGAGCUAUCGGCAUUGAUUGGCACCAUCCUAGACAGAGAUAUAACCAGGCAUCACGUGGAGCUGCUCGACAGGCUCAAGCGGCCGGUGGAUGAACUCAACUACUGUAUUCGCCAGACAGAGGUCAAGACUAUUUCCGGCUCGUUAGCAGAUCUAAUUGAGCCACUGAGCAUGUUGCAGGAUAACACCCAGAAGGGCCAUGGCCUGCUACUCAUUGCACGGGAGCCCGAUCAACAGGCACUGCAAACGCUCGACAACAUUAGAAGUAUCAUUCGCAACGCAAUUAUCGAUAUUGAAGAGCACGAGUUUAAGAUUCUUCAGCAAGAGAUCCAGGAGGAUGAACAGCAGGCCUCGCAGCAGCAGCAGGACAAAUCAUUUAGCGCACUACGGCGAGUGCUCGAGACAAAAGUCUCCCUUGAUGAGGCCAUUAGUAACAUUGAAACAUUGCAGGUGGCAUUAAACAAAAUGAGUGAAAGCCCCAGAGCCAAUGAAAUUCUCAAGGCAUCCGCAAACGAAGCUCAAGUGUCGCUUUUGCGUAUCCUGCAGAUUGCCAAGGGGCUGGCAACCUUCAGCGAGGCGGAGACUACUCUCGACGUGAACGAGGCAAACACAUCCAGACUCUUGUUCGAGUGUGGUAAAAGCUUUGCUGACCUGGCCAGAGCCCUUGAUAAUCCAGCAGAUCAGUCGGAAGGUGAUUUCCUAAAUGCCCUUCAUCAUUUUAGCGAACUUGUUGGCCAACAGAAUCAGAGAUCAGGCGAGAAACUCAGCAUAGCCGGUCCGCUCACUAGCCUGAUUCAAGUGCUCGAAAGAGUUCACCCUUUGAGGGCAUCUGUGGAAGAUCUAUCGGAAACAUUGGACGAUGUCUCAGUGCUAAAGUCGAUUGCAGAGUCAUUGCCCACGGAGCCCGAAGCAGAGCCCUUAAGCGGCGAUAAACCUUCACCAAAUGUAGGUGCCUUGCUUGCAGACCUAAACCAUGGAAUAGCUUCGGUUUUAUCUCAUUGUGAAGACGUUGAUGUGACUUCUCUAGCCAGCAAUGCUGGCCAGCAGGUCCAUGCAAUCAAAGUCAAGAUGCAGGAACUACAGAACAGCAUCGCUCUGGUGCAGGAGACAAACUUCGUGGAGGCUGCUCAUUCUUUGUCGGAGUCCAGUCAUCAGGGCACUUUUGCUGAGGCCCUCUGCAGCCUGGAACGCUGUGUCCUGCAUGUGGAGGAGUGUAUUGCCCACAGUGGAGUCGAGAAUAUAAGUGAACUGGAACUUUCAAAACUUAAAACAUUGGCCACACCGCUGCGCGAUGUAAGGGAAUACUGUGAACAGAUCGAUACUCAUGUGUUGGAGCAUGCCAUCGAUUUAUCCACGCAGGACGAUAUCUCGGACCUUAAGACCAGUGGGCAUAAGCAAACCGUUUCGGAUAACAUCCAAGGGGUAGCUGCCGUGGAGGAAGAGCCAAGGGUCGAAUUAUUUGAUAUAAAGCAAGGUGUGGCGAGUGGCAUCAAACAGCUCGAGGCCUGCCUGGAGGUCACCCAGACCGAUGCCAGCAAAGAAAUCCAGCAAGUGGGUGAAAUAAUGGAGCAGCUAAAGUCCGAUCUAAAGAGCAUUCAAGCCGCCCUUGUCUCGGACAACGAUCAGCAGGAAACUGUCUUGGCUCAGGCGAAAAUAGCUCGGACCAUGUUCAAAUUGAAGGAGUGUCUAGUGCACACCUAUGAAUCGGGACUGGUUGACUCUUUGGAGAAUGUGGAGAGUGCUUUCGAGGACAUACUACUUUCUUUGCCAGUUCUAGAGACCCAAUUGGCAGAGGAGAUGUUUGGCAAAAUCGAGCAAGUCUUCAAGAACUUCGUUGUCCAUUGCCAGAGUGCAGAAGCACAGGAGCUUAUCACCCUGAAGGCACCCAUUGGGAAUCUUUUGCAUUCCAUAGAAGCUGUAGCCGGUCAACCCAACGUUGAUAUCGAAAAAUCAUCUGCGGUAGUGGUUCAGCUUCAGACUAGUCUGAUGGCUGCAUUCAGAAGUCUCAAUGAGGUUAGCGAUGCGGCCAGCAAUGAACUAUUGGGUGGCCUGCUAAAAACUCAGAGCAGCCUGGUGACCGUAUUUGAUUUCAUUGAGAACAACGAGAACUCGAUUCGAAUCAUAGAACUGUUGCAGGAAAUCGAUUCCAUUACUGGUGACUUGAACGCCCUGAACCAGAUUCCAUUUGAACAGACAGUGCCCAUUGACAUUGGAAUGAUAAUCGAAAACGUAUCGUCAGGUAAAGCCUUCCUAACUGAAAUCGAGGAGGGACUGCAAGCCAACAAUCCCCAAAGCAUUCUUUUGCUCGACGAAAACACGGAGGAUAUUGCUCAGUUGGAAUCAACACUAAUUCAAAUAGAGAAAGAAAUUCUUUGUCAGCCUCAACUAACGCAGAUAACCGCACAGCAAUUCACUCUCAUAGAAACCCUGCAGCUGCAACUGAAUAAUCUCAAAGAGAAGCUAACAGAACUGAAUGUUUCACUUGCUGAACUCCAUAAAGAAUCGGAAUCGGCCCAGGAAUCAGAAGAGAAAGAGGUCCUUUGGGAAGACACUGAACCCGAAACCAAAAAGCCAAAGGUAAUCGAUGAACCUAUUCAGCCAGCUGAGAAGGAUAUCAGGCAAGAUGAUCAAAAUGUAGAUAGAUAUAGAUAUAUAUCUGAGACUCCUGGACAGAUAUCAGAAGAACAGGUCAAAGAAAGUGGGAUGCCAGUUGAGGAACUGCAGGCCGAUGCUAAAAAAGAAAUUCACACUGGGGAGGAUGCUGACAAGAAGACACAAAAGUCAGAAACUUUGAAGGAAAAGUUGUUGGAUCUAUUCAAGGCACUUGUUCUCAACACAAAUAACGAGGCAUUGCAAUCAAUUGUGACAGAAAGCCAAGAUAUUAUCGAAAAUCUCAGUGAUGUUGACAAGGUAGCCAAGUCCAUUUUUAAAUUACGAGAACAUAUCGUUCACACCUAUGACGGAAAGCCAGGAAAUGAACAAAAUGAUAAGCAACUCGCGGAAGAGUUUAUCGAAGACCUUCUUGCGGCCUGCCCAGACGCAGCUGAGCAACUAAUACACAACUAUCUUAAGGAAAUUAAGACAAACGUAAUUUUAACUAAAGCUUCCAUUCAGCUUAUCGACGAGAGCAACAUGUUCACCAAACCAUCCCUGUUGGUGCCGAAACUAGUUAAUCUGGAAAGGAUUUCUGAGAAAAUUCAGUCUACGCAACAUUUAGAUAAGUCAUCUGAAAAGAUGAUCAGCUUGCAACAGAAUCUAAUGGACACUUUUAUAAUACUUGAUGACCUACUAGACGAAAAGACGGAAAUCUUAAAGCCAAAGAUUGAUGAAAUUAAGACGAUUUUGCUCGGCGAGUAUGACUAUAUUGAAAAGAAACAAGGAGAUCUUCAUACUGCUAUUGUUCAUGGAAAGAUUCACAAUGUUACUCAGAAGAUGUUGAACAUUUGUGAAGAUCUGAAAGACGUGAUUGGCAAACAAACUCAACAUAGGGAAGCAGAAGAAAUUACAGAGCCUAAACUUCUUACCAUCAAGAAACUUGAUGAAGAAUCCAAACUUUCAGAGGCUAAGACUUUGGAGAAACAAUCCAUCCAAGAACAGCAACUGGAUGAUAAGAUGCAGACGCGGGCUGAAGAGGAUGCAGAGACGGCCAAGAAAGCUGAACUCUCUGACGAUCUUUCUGAAAAGAUGUCUGAACUCGAAGAGAAACAACUGGAUGAGAAAAAACAAAAGAAAGCUGAGGACUAUGCCAAAAAAAUUACCCAACAGGCAGAAGAUUCUGAGGUUGCUGCUGAUAACAUACCCGAAGAAAAGAUUGAAGAAAGCAAGAAGGCCGAUGUCAAGGAUUCCGAGGCUAAGGCAAAGAAAGCAAAGUCUUUGGAGAAGCAACAACUCGAGGAGAAACAGCUGGAUGAGAAGAAACAGAAGCAAACUGAGAAGGAUGCCGAAAAGAUGGUCCAGAAGGCAGAAGAAUCUGAGGUUGUUGCUGAAAAAAUAUGUGACGAACAGGUAGAAGAAAGCAAGAAGGCCGAUGUCAAGGAUUCCGAGGCUAAGGCGCAGAAAGCAAAGUCUUUGGAGAAGCAACAACUCGAGGAGAAACAACUGGAUGACAAGAAACAGAAGCAAACUGAGAAGGAUGCCGAAAAGAUGGUCCAGAAGGCAGAAGAAUCUGAGGUUGUUGCUGAAAAAAUAUCUGACGAACAGGUAGAAGAAAGCAAGAAGGCCGAUGUCAAGGAUUCCGAGGCUAAGGCGCAGAAAGCAAAGUCUUUGGAGAAGCAACAACUCGAGGAGAAACAGCUGGAUGAGAAGAAACAGAAGCAAACUGAGAAGAAUGCCGAAAAGAUGGUCCAGAAGGCAGAAGAAUCUGAGGUUAUUGCUGAAAAAAUAUGUGAAGAAAAGGUAGAAGAAAGCAAGAAGGCCGAUGUCAAGGAUUCCGAGGCUAAGGCACAGAAAGCAAAGUCUUUGGAGAAGCAACAACUCGAGGAGAAACAACUGGAUGACAAGAAACAGAAGCAAAUUGAGAAGGAUUCCGAAAAGAUGGUCCAGAAGGCAGAAGAAUCUGAGGUUGUUGCUGAAAAAAUAUCUGACGAACAGGUAGAAGAAAGCAAGACGGCCGAUGUCAAGGAUUCCGAGGCUAAGGCGCAGAAAGCAAAGUCUUUGGAGCAGCAACAACUCGAGGAGAAACAACUGGAUGACAAGAAACAGAAGCAAACUGAGAAGGAUGCCGAAAAGAUGGUCCAGAAGGCAGAAGAAUCUGAGGUUAUUGCUGAAAAAAUAUCUGAAGAACAGGUAGAAGAACGCAAGAAGGCCGCUGUCAAGGAUUCCGAGGCUAAGGCACCGAAUGCAAAGUCUUUGGAGAAGCAACAACUCGAGGAGAAACAGCUGGAUGAGAAGAAACAGAAGCAAACUGAGAAGGAUGCCGAAAAGAUGGUCCAGAAGGCAGAAGAAUCUGAGGUUGUUGCUGAAAAAAUAUGUGACGAACAGGUAGAAGAAAGCAAGAAGGCCGAUGUCAAGGAUUCCGAGGCUAAGGCGCAGAAAGCAAAGUCUUUGGAGAAGCAACAACUCGAGGAGAAACAACUGGAUGACAAGAAACAGAAGCAAACUGAGAAGGAUGCCGAAAAGAUGGUCCAGAAGGCAGAAGAAUCUGAGGUUGUUGCUGAAAAAAUAUCUGACGAACAGGUAGAAGAAAGCAAGAAGGCCGAUGUCAAGGAUUCCGAGGCUAAGGCGCAGAAAGCAAAGUCUUUGGAGAAGCAACAACUCGAGGAGAAACAACUGGAUGACCAAAAACAGAAGCAAACUGAGAAGGAUGCCGAAAAGAUGGUCCAGAAGGCAGAAGAAUCUGAGGUUAUUGCUGAAAAAAUAUCUGAAGAACAGGUAGAAGAAAGCAAGAAGGCCGCUGUCAAGGAUUCCGAGGCUAAGGCACCGAAAGCAAAGGCUCUGGAGAAGCAAGAACUCGAGGAGAAACAACUGGAUGACAAGAAACAGAAGCAAACUGAGAAGGAUGCCGAAAAGAUGGUCCAGAAGGCAGAAGAAUCUGAGGUUGUUGCUGAAAAAAUAUCUGACGAACAGGUAGAAGAAAGCAAGAACGCCGAUGUCAAAGAUGCCGAGGCUAAGGCACAGAAAGCAAAGGUUCUGGAGAAGCAAGAACUCGAGGAGAAACAACUGGAUGAGAAGAAACAGAAGCAAACUGAGAAGAAUGCCGAAAAGAUGGUCCAGAAGGCAGAAGAAUCUGAGGUUAUUGCUGAAAAAAUAUCUGAAGAACAGGUAGAAGAAAGCAAGAAGGCCGAUGUCAAAGAUUCCGAGGCUAAGGCACAGAAAGCAAAGUAUUUGGAGAAGCAACAACUCGAAGAGAAAAAACUGGAUGACCAGAAACAGAAGCAAACUGAGAAGGAUGCCGAAAAGAUGGUCCAGAAGGCAGAAGAAUCUGAGGUUGUUGCUGAAAAAAUAUCUGACGAACAGGUAGAAGAAAGCAAGAACGCCGAUGUCAAAGAUGCCGAGGCUAAGGCACAGAAAGCAAAGGUUCUGGAGAAGCAAGAACUCGAGGAGAAACAACUGGAUGAGAAGAAACAGAAGCAAACUGAGAAGAAUGCCGAAAAGAUGGUCCAGAAGGCAGAAGAAUCUGAGGUUGUUGCUGAAAAAAUAUCUGACGAACAGGUAGAAGAAAGCAAGAACGCCGAUGUCAAAGAUGCCGAGGCUAAGGCACAGAAAGCAAAGGUUCUGGAGAAGCAAGAACUCGAGGAGAAACAACUGGAUGAGAAGAAACAGAAGCAAACUGAGAAGAAUGCCGAAGAGAUGGUCCAGAAGGCAGAAGAAUCUGAGGUUAUUGCUGAAAAAAUAUCUGAAGAACAGGUAGAAGAAAGCAAGAAGGCCGAUGUCAAAGAUUCCGAGGCUAAGGCACAGAAAGCAAAGUAUUUGGAGAAGCAACAACUCGAGGAGAAACAACUGGAUGAGAGGAAACAGAAACAAACUGAGAAGGAUGCCGAAAAGAUGGUCCAGAAGGCAGAAGAAUCUGAGGUUAUUACUGAAAAAAUAUCUGAAGAACAGGUAGAAGAAAGCAAGAAGGCCGAUGUCAAGGAUUCCAAGGCUAAGGCAAAAAAAGCAAGGGCUCUGGAGAAGCAACCACUCGAGGAGAAACAACUGGAUGAGAAGAAACAGAAGCAAACUGAGAAGGAUGCCGAAAAGAUGGUCCAGAAGGCAGAAGAAUCUGAGCUUAUUGCUGAAAAAAUAUCUGAAGAACAGGUAGAAGAAAGCAAGAAGGCCGAUGUCAAGGAUUCCGAGGCUAAGGCACCGAAAGCAAAGGCUCUGGAGAAGCAACAACUCGAGGAGAAACAACUGGAUGACAAGAAACAGCAGCAAACUGAGAAGGAUGCCGAAAAGAUGGCCCAGAAGGCAGAAGGAUCUGAGGUUGUUGCUGAAAAAAUAUCUGAAGAACAGGAAGAAGAAAGCAAGAAGGCUGAUGUCAAGGAUGCCGAGGCUAAGGCACAGAAAGCAAAGGCUCUGGAGAAGCAAGAACUCGAGGAGAAACAACUGGAUGAGAAGAAACGGAAGCAAACUGAGAAGGAUGCCGAAAAGAUGGUCCAGAAGGCAGAAAAAUCUGAGGCUGUUGCUGAAAAAAUAUCUGACAAACAGGUAGAAGAAAGCAAGAAGGCCGAUGUCAAGGAUGCCGAUGCUAAGGCACAGAAAGCAAAGGCUCUGGAGAAGCAAGAACUCGAGGAGAAACAACUGGAUGAGAAGAAACAGAAGCAAACUGAAAUGGCCCAGAAGGGAGAAGAAUCUAAGGUUGUUGCUGAAAAAAUAUAUGGAGAACAGGUAGAAGAAAGCAAGAAGGCCGAUGUCAAGGAUUCCGAGGCUAAGGCACAGAAAGCAAGGGCUCUGGAGAAACAACCACUCGAGGAGAAACAACUGGAAGAGAAGAAACAGAAGCAAACUGAGAAGGAUUUCGAAAAGAUGGUCCAGAAGGCAGAAGAAUCUGAGGUUAUUGCUGAAAAAAUAUCUGAAGAACAGGAAGAAGAAAGCAAGAAGGCCGAUGUCAAGGAUUCCGAGGUUAAGGCACAGAAAGCAAAGGCUCUGGAGAAGCAAGAACUCGAGGAGAAACAACUGGAUGAUAAGAAACAGAAGCAAACUGAAAUGGCCCAGAAGGCAGAAGAAUCCAAGGUUGUUGCUGAAAAAAUAUCUGAAGAACAGGUAGAAGAAAGCAAGAAGGCCGAUGUCAAGGAUUCCGAGGCUAAGGCGCAGAAAGCAAAGUCUUUGGAGAAGCAACAACUCGAGGAGAAACAGCUGGAUGAGAAGAAACAGAAGCAAACUGAGAAGGAUGUCGAAAAGAUGGUCCAGAAGGCAGAAGAAUCUGAGGUUAUUGCUGAAAAAAUAUCUGAAGAACAGGUAGAAGAAAGCAAGAAGGCCGAUGUCAAGGAUUCCGAGGCUAAGGCACAGAAAGCAAAGUCUUUGGAGAAGGAAGAUCUCGAGGAUAAACAACUGGAUGAGAAGAAACAGAAGCAAACUGAGAAGGAUGCCGAAAAGAUGGCCCAGAAAGGAGAGGUAUCCGAAGCUCUGACUGAAAAGGUAUCUGACGAACCGAAAGAAGAAAUACUCAAAACUAUUGUUACGGAUCCGGCAUCCAAGCCUCAAGGGGAAAAGGCUUUGGAAAAACAGUCUGUCUCAGUAAAACAACUGAAUGAGAACAAGCAAAAGCAGGAUGAGACGGUCGUAGAAAAAGCCAAGAAAGCAGACAUUUCUGAAGAACCCCAAGAACAAUCGGUUUUGGAGGGGCAAUUUAACGAGGAACAAGAAGUGGUUGAAAAAAGGCUAAAGCAGGUUGAGACAGAAGCUGAUAAGAAGGCCCAAAAUGUAGAUACUUUGAAGCAAAAGUUAUUGAUUAUAUCCCAGGCGGUUGCUCUCGGCACACAUAACGAGGCAUUCCAAUUAAUUGUAACAGAAAGCCAAGAUAUUAUCGAAAAUCUCAGUGAUGUUGACAAGGUAACCAAGUCCAUUUUUAAAUUACGAGAACAUAUCGUUCACACCUAUGACGGAAAGCCAGGAAAUGAACAAAAUGAUAAGCAACUCGCGGAAGAGUUUAUAGAAGACAUUCUUGCGGCCUGCCCAGACGCAGCUGAGCAACUAAUUCACAACUAUCUUAAGGAAAUUAAGACAAAUGUAAUUUUAACUAAAGCUUCCAUUCAGCUUAUCGACGAGAGCAACAUGUUCACCAAACCAUCCCUGUUGGUGCCGAAACUAGUUAAUCUGGAAAGGAUUUCUGAGAAAAUUCAGUCUACGCAACAUUUAGAUAAGUCAUCUGAAAAGAUGAUCAGCUUGCAACAGAAUCUAAUGGACACUUUUAUAAUACUUGAUGACCUACUAGACGAAAAGACGGAAAUCUUAAAGCCAAAGAUUGAUGAAAUUAAGACGAUUUUGCUCGGCGAGUAUGACUAUAUUGAAAAGAAACAAGGAGAUCUUCAUACUGCUAUUGUUCAUGGAAAGAUUCACAAUGUUACUCAGAAGAUGUUGAACAUUUGUGAAGAUCUGAAAGACGUGAUUGGCAAACAAACUCAACAUAGGGAAGCAGAAGAAAUUACAGAGCCUAAACUUCUUACCAUCAAGAAACUUGAUGAAGAAUCCAAACUUUCAGAGGCUAAGACUUUGGAGAAACAAUCCAUCCAAGAACAGCAACUGGAUGAUAAGAUGCAGACGCGGGCUGAAGAGGAUGCAGAGACGGCCAAGAAAGCUAAACUCUCUGACGAUCUUUCUGAAAAGAUGUCUGAACUCGAAGAGAAACAACUGGAUGAGAAAAAACAAAAGAAAGCUGAGGACUAUGCCAAAAAAAUGACCCAACAGGCAGAAGAUUCUGAGGUUGUUGCUGAUAACAUACCCGAAGAAAAGAUUGAAGAAAGCAAGAAGGCCGAUGUCAAGGAUUCCGAGGCUAAGGCAAAGAAAGCAAAGUCUUUGGAGAAGCAACAACUCGAGGAGAAACAGCUGGAUGAGAAGAAACAGAAGCAAACUGAGAAGGAUGCCGAAAAGAUGGUCCAGAAGGCAGAAGAAUCUGAGGUUGUUGCUGAAAAAAUAUGUGACGAACAGGUAGAAGAAAGCAAGAAGGCCGAUGUCAAGGAUUCCGAGGCUAAGGCGCAGAAAGCAAAGUCUUUGGAGAAGCAACAACUCGAGGAGAAACAACUGGAUGACAAGAAACAGAAGCAAACUGAGAAGGAUGCCGAAAAGAUGGUCCAGAAGGCAGAAGAAUCUGAGGUUGUUGCUGAAAAAAUAUCUGACGAACAGGUAGAAGAAAGCAAGAAGGCCGAUGUCAAGGAUUCCGAGGCUAAGGCACAGAAAGCAAAGUCUUUGGAGAAGCAACAACUCGAGGAGAAACAACUGGAUGACAAUAAACAGAAGCAAACUGAGAAGGAUGCCGAAAAGAUGGUCCAGAAGGCAGAAGAAUCUGAGGUUAUUGCUGAAAAGAUAUCUGAAGAACAGGUAGAAGAAAGCAAGAAGGCCGAUGUCAAGGAUUCCAAGGCUAAGGCACAGAAAGCAAAGGCUCUGGAGAAGCAACAACUCGAGGAGAAACAACUGGAUGACAAGAAACAGCAGCAAACUGAGAAGGAUGCCGAAAAGAUGGCCCAGAAGGCAGAAGGAUCUGAGGUUGUUGCUAAAAAGAUAUCCAAAGAGAAGCUUGCAGAAAGCAAAAAGGCGGAUAUCAAGGAUUCUGAGGCUAAGGCACAGAAAGCAAAGGCUCUGGAGAAGCAAGAGCUCGAGGAGAAACAACUGGAUGACAAGAAACAGAAGCAAACUGAGAAGGAUGCCGAAGAGAUGGCCCAGAAGGCGGAAGGAUCUGAGGUUGUUGCUGAAAAGAUAUCCAAAGAGGAGGUUGAAGAAAGCCAGAAGUCGGAUGUCAAGGAUUCCGAGGCUAGGGCACAAAAAGCAAAGGCUCUGGAGAAGCAACAACUUGAGGAGAAACAACUGGAUGAGAAGAAACAGAAGCAAACUGAGAAGGAUGCCGAAAAGAUGGUCCAGGAGGCAGAAGAAUCUGAGGUUGUUGCUGAAAAAAUAUCUGAAGAAAAACUUGAAGAAAGCAAGAAGGCCGAUGUCAAGGAUGCAGAGGCUAAGGCACAGAAAGCAAAGGCUGUGGAGAAGCAAGAGCUCGAGGAGAAACAUCUCGAUGAGAAAAAACCGAAGCAAGCUGAGAAAGAUGCCGGAAAGAAGGCCCCGAAGGGAGAAGAAUCUGAGGUUGUUGCAGAAAGCAAGAAGGCCGAGGUCAAGGAUUCCGAGGCUAAGGCACAGAAAGCAAACACUCUGGAGAAGCAACAACUCGAGGAGAAACAACUGGAUGAGAAGAAACAGAAGCAAACUGAGAAGGAUUCCGAAAUUAAGUCUCAACAGGCAAAAGAAAUUGAGGUUGCUGCUAAAAAGAUAUCCAAAGAACGGGUUGAAGAAAGCAAGAAAGCGGAUGUUAAGGAUUCCGUGGCUAAGGUACAGAAAGCAAGGGCUCUGGAGAAGCAACCACUCGAGGAGAAACAACUGGAUGAGAAGAAACAGAAGCAAACUGAGAAGGAUGCCGAAAAGAUGGUCCAGAAGGCAGAAGAAUCUGAGGUUGUUGCUAAAAAGAUAUCCAAAGAGAAGCUUGCAGAAAGCAAAAAGGCGGAUGUCAAGGAUUCUGAGGCUAAGGCACAGAAAGCAAAGGCUUUGGAGAAGCAAGAACUCGAGGAAAAACACCUGGUUGAGAAGAAACAGAAGCAAACUGAGAAGGAUUCCAAAAUAACUGUCCAGAAGGCAGAAGAAUCUGAGGUUGUUACUGAAAAGAUGUUCGAAGAAAAGUUAAAAGAAGUCACGAAGACGGAACAAAAGCAGACUGAGAAGGAAGCCGAAGACGACUCUAAGAAAGUGGAAGUAAUCGAGGCCGUUGAGGUGAAGACAUCCGAGAAAGUCUCAAUAGAGACAGCUCAGAGAUCAGAAUUAAGAAAAAUUGUUUCUGAAGACAAUAUUAUUGACGAAAGAAAGUCCAGCUCUCAACGUGAUGUCGAGAGAAAUCAAAGAGUGGAUGAACCUGCUGACGCCAUCAGUACGCGAUCCUAUAAAUCAAUGGACUCGGAGUACAAGGAUAGAAAGGAAUCACGCAGUGCUAAGCGUAAACCCACCGUGGACAUACAGUUAACCAAUCGAAAUACGGCGUCGGGCAGUGAUCUUAAGUUGACCUGCGGGCUAUCUGGACACGAUAUGAGGGUGGAGUGGUUUAAGCAGAACACUCCGAUCGAGAAUGGGGCCAAGUACAGGAAAACAUUGAACGACGGCCUCUCGUGCCUUGAAAUUAAAUCGGCCGAACUAAAUGAUUCUGGCAUCUACCGCUGCAUAGCGUCCAACCAAAAUGGAGAAGUCGAAACUAGCUGUCUUGUGACUAUAUACGAAGCACCUUCGAGCAAAUUUGGCACCCCGCCAAUAUUUACACGCAACAUUCGAGAUGCAUACCAUUCACAGGGCAAUAGCCUCACGCUGGAGUGCAAGGUAUCGGGAAGCCCAAAGCCACACAUCUACUGGCAGCGGGACAACACCUUGCUGCCACUGGAGAGCAAAAAGUACCAGUAUGCCGAGCAGAGUGACGGCGUAAAGCUCCUGACCAUAGCGAACUUUGGCAGCGACGACUCUGGACUGUACACCUGCUAUGCGGAGAGCGAGAACGGUCAGAUGAAGAUCAGCAAGUUCGUGCAGGCCUCCGACUAUGUGCGCGAGCGAGCGGCUGAAAAGAAACCCAUUGAUAUGGUCAUUCAGGAGAUCAAGCGGGAUGAUGAAUCCUCCGCUUCUGCUGCUGCUAGCGACAAUGCCGCAGCCAAGGCCAAGGCCAAGGUCCGCGAGGACAAGCUGCGGCUCAGCCUGGAGACCAGCUUGAAGACCAUGACUAUUGGCAGCGGCAACAAGGCCCAGAUGAUUUGCUAUGUGACCGGUUUCAUCGAGGAUGUGCACUGGCUGCGGAACGAGGAGCGCGUGACGAAGGAUUCCCGGCACAAGAUCUACAACAUAAACGGGGCCAUCAGUCUGGAGAUAUACGAUGCCCGGGUCGAGGACAGUGGCUACUACAGAUGCGUCGUGAAGAACAGCAAGCAGACUGUGGAGAGUGCCGGACAGCUCAGUGUAUUGGAUCAGACCCACGGACAGCUGCCGGAGAGCUUCUCCAGUGCAAUAACAGAGUCGUACGAUGCACAGCGGAAUGAGAUUGUGCUCAGUUGUCAGGUGCAUGGACGCCCCAGUGUCAGUUGGAUGCGCGACGAUCACACGAUCUGCAACAAUCGCUACAAGACGGUGGAGGAGCCCGGUGGCGUUCGGAAGCUGAUCAUACGCAAUCCCAUAUCCUCCGACUGCGGCAUCUUUGCCUGCUAUGCGGAGCACGAGGAUCGAAUCGAUUCGAUUAGCACCUCCAUCAGAGCCGCCGACCUCAAGCGUCUCAUCACUGUCAGUCCAGACGAAGUGUAUGCGAUUGCGGAUCAGAAUGCGUCCAGUUGGUCGCGUAGUACAUCGCAUAUAAACACAGGAGCUGGUCACGUAAAUGGAAAUGGAGAGCUUCAUCGAGCCGGAGAUCACGUCAUGCGGAGCGUGGGCAAAGCCAAGCCGCUCUUCCACGCUCUGCUGCACGAUCGCACCGUUUCAGAGGGAGUUAAUCUCCGGAUGGUGUGCGCCGUUUCCGGUGAUGAGAACACGCACAUCGAGUGGCUAAAGAACCACAAACCACUGCCCAGAGACACGCGCUACCAGACCCUCUACCAGAACGGAGAGGCCUCGCUGGAAAUCUACGCUGCAGUGGCCGACGACAGCGGCAACUACACCUGCGCUGCCAGCAACGACUUUGGCGAGAGCCUUACUCAUGCCCAGCUGCGUGUCUACAAGCACUUUAAGGAAGCUUCACAGCCAAGUACUUUUACGCAGCCGAUUCGAGACACAUAUUCUCUCAACGAGAAUGAGUUAGUUCUGGAUUGUCGCGUACGUGGCCAGCCCCGCCCCGAUAUUACGUGGAUGAAGGGGAACGAGAUCCUUAGCAGCGAUGAGAAGUACCAGUUAACCGAUCAGGCCGAUGGGUAUGCCAAGCUGGUCAUUGUCAGCCCCACCGAGAAGGACUCUGGCGUCUACUCGUGCGUGGCCCGCAACGAGGGUGCCGAGAACAAGAUGUCUCAUCAAGUGGACUUUAAGGGACGUGAACGGUACACACAGGAGAAGACGUCCGGCUUCUACCAUCGUGACCCCAAUAAGCCGCACUUCCUCACGCCGCUCGGCAAUCAGACCGUCUGCGAUGGCGGUACUGUAGCCAUUUCGGCCGAGUUCAUGCAGACAACCACGCCCCUCGAGGUGAAAUGGUUGCGAGACCGCCAGGUCGUCGAAGGUCCCAAUGUCCAGGCCCUCGCCGAUCGCGGUGUCUACACGCUGACCAUCAUGAAAGCCACGUCAGAGGUUGAGGGCACCUACACCUGCCGCGCCUCGAACGCCUACGGACGGAUCGAGUCGCAUGCCAAUGUCGAUGUGGCUGUUGGUGCCGAAAAGGACGAACGGCCACCGCUGUUCCUGUCUCGCCCAGAUACCGAAAUGAAGAUCGCUGUGGGUGAUCCCUUCUCGUUUGCCUUCCGUAUUGCCGGCGAACCGAAACCAAAGCUCACGUUCAUGAAGGGCACCAAGGACAUCACCCAAUCGGAUCGGGUCAGCAAAGAGGUAUCCGAUGACUAUACCAGAUUCACAGUGCAGCAGGCCCAAAUCUCCGACUCGGGCACCUAUUUCGUUGUGGCACGUAACAACUUUGGCACGGACAGGAUAUUUGUUACCGUCACGGUAAACCCGCGCGCUCGCUCCGCAACGCCAACGCAACCUCGCUGGGGCCUACCCCUGGACAGUUACAGCGACACAUCGUAUUUCAGAGAUCCACCUGGCUGCAUAUCCACCGAACCGCUGGUCGUCGACUCCGGACCCACACACAUCUCCCUGUCAUGGGGCAAGCCCGUGAGUGCCAACUCGGCUCCGGUCAUUGCCUACAAGGUGGAGGCCUGGAUUUUGGGCCACGAGGGCGGCGCCUACUGGCGAGAGCUGGGACUGACGCCGAUCAACUCUUUCGACGCCUUCAAUCUGAAGCCCAAUGUGGAGUACCACUUCCGGGUCACGCCAAAGAAUCGCUACGGCUGGGGCCCGGCCGUCCAGACGAGCUCCGCUAUGCAGGUGGGUGGCGUCGAAUGCCUACCCGAGUUCGUCAAGAUCCUGCCCGGCCAGGUUAAGGCCCUGUUUGGCUCUUCCUUCACUCUCCAGUGCAACAUGCGAGGCGCCCCACGUCCCACAGUGACUUGGUACAAGGAUGGUAUUCAGCUGAGCAGCAGUUCUGAGCGCGUGAGGAUACGACAGAUUGGCUCUACCUGCGCCCUGACCAUAGCCACAGUCAGCGAUCUGGACUCUGGCCGGUACACCUGCGAGGCGACCAACUCCAAGGGCCGUGUCUCCACCUUUGCACGGCUUCAAGUUGUGUCCGACUCGCGGCUGUACGAGGCGGACUCCCGCCUGAAGGAAAUCGCCCAUGGACGCAAUGUGGCUGAGGUGGGGGAUUCGUUGCCAAUCUUCACCAUGCGUCUGCGGGAUCGCCGCGUCCAGGUGACCUAUCCAGUGCGUCUCACCUGCCAGAUUGUAGGCUAUCCCGUGCCGGAAAUUCUAUGGUACAAGGAUGAGGAGCUGAUCAACGCUGACAGGCGACACCUGAUCACAGCCGAUGGGCAGUUCUUUACUCUAGAGAUUGCUGCCACAACGCUGGACAUGAGCGGCAUCUACACCUGCCUGGCCAAAAACGAACUGGGCUCCGUUUCGUGCCACUGCAAUUUGGUAGUGGAUAAAGGCAUUCGUGCCUACAUCUCGCCUGACUUCUAUGUGCCUCUCGAUCCGUUCUAUGUGUUCCCCGAGGGCUCUGAAAUACGCCUGUCCACAAAGGUGGAGGCCUACCCAGCCGUAGGUGUCACCUGGCAUCGUAAUGGCAUGCGCCUGCGCCCCAGUCGACGUCUGACCGCCACCCUGGACAGCAAUGGAUACGUUGAGCUGAUCAUUGCCGAGGCCACUGUGCGGGAUGCCGGAAUCUAUGUGUGCGUGGCCUCCAAUGUGGUCGGCAAAGUGGAGACCAUUUGCCGCGUGGCUAUCGAGGAGGAGGAGCACAAAAUGGUGCCGCAGCGUUCACUGGAAAUACCCAGCAUCAAGACGGACGAUCUGCCUUACUCCAAGGAUCCCCUGUUUGUGGUCAAGCCUCGUUCCAGCGAGGCCUACGAGGGCGACAACGUCAUCAUAUUCUGCGAGGUGGUUGGCGAUCCCAAGCCCGAGGUGGUUUGGCUGCGUGAUUUUCUGAAGCCGGAGUAUUAUAAGGACGCGCCACAUUUUCGCAGGAUUGGCGAGGGCCCAGAGUACAGACUGGAGAUACCGAGCGCCAAGUUGGACUUUACCGGCACCUAUUCCGUCAUAGCCAGCAAUUGCCAUGGCGAGGCCAAGGCUGUAAUAUCGCUACAAAUAUUUGCCAAAGAUAUACUUAAAGAUAGCCGCAUGGAUAAGGUUCACACGCGACAUGGCAACAUCGAGACACUUCCGCGAUUCGUCCGAAACUUGAGAAAUUUGCGAUGCUGCGAUGGCGACGCCAUAUCGCUGGAGUGUCAUGUGGAGGCCAUGCCCGAACCGUACAUAAUCUGGGAGAAGGAUGGUCAUGUUGUGCCCAGCGACAGGGACUAUGUGAUGUCAUAUGACGGCACAAAGGCCAUUUUGAGCAUACCCCGCGUCUAUCCCGAAGAUGAGGGCGAGUACACAUGCGUGGCAAAGAACUCCGUGGGACGUACGCUUUCGUCUGCUUGCAUUAUCGUGGAUGUGCCCGAGGAGAAGGAGAACAUGCUGAGUCGCCAGCUAACACGGCCAAGCGGCCUGCUCUCUGCCCACUCGACGCCACGCUCCACUCCGCGGUCGACCCCCAAUCGAAGCUUCUCGCCCAUGCGUCGACUCUCGUACCGCACCAGCAGCAUCGAUCUGUCUGGAGUAGCGGAGCGGCGCCGUAGCGAUGCCCGUAACGCCUUUACAGCUCCCAAAUUCCUUGCCAUUCCCUACAACCGCGUUGUCGAGGAGGGUGACAACGUCCGAUUCCAGUGCGCCAUUGGAGGCCAUCCCACGCCCUGGGCCACCUGGGACAAGGACGGGCUGAUUGUCACACCCACCACGCGCAUAGCUGUGAAGGAAGUGGACGAUCUGCGCUUCAUCGAGAUCGAUGAGGUGAGCUUCGACGAUGCGGGCCUGUACCGCAUCACCCUUGAGAACGAUUUUGGGCGCAUUGAGGCCACCGCUCGGCUGGACGUCAUCCGAAGCUCACGCUAUUCCAAGUCCCCUUCAGUGCGCAGUGUUCGGGCCUCCUCCUCCCGCCGCAAUGCCUAUCUACAUAGACGAAUCAUGGGUCCAUCGACAGCUAUUGGCGGACGCAUGGCUCUGGCAAGCGGCUAUCGAGGCUCCUCAGUGCCGUCGGUGAGAUUCUACCACAACAACAUGGAGCUGGAGCCCACGGAUCGAGUGCACAUUCUACUGCAGCCGGAGGUCUCAAUGGCCAUGCUCAUCGUGGACAAUGUGACGCGAGAGGACGAGGGCGUCUACACCUGCAUCAUAAGCGGCGAUCAUGAUCCACUCAUUAGUUCCACGAGCGUUACCUUCCACGAACCUAACACUGAACAACAGCGACGUCGCGCUGUCAUUGCGGAACCUCUGGCCGAGAUCACCAAAGCGGUGGAGGGCGAGGCUAUCGAUCUGUGUUGCCUUAUCGACUGCGACCAGCCUUACAGCUACCUUUGGCUACGUAAUGGGGAAAUUCUACCAGAUAGUGACGAGUUUAACUACAUUGAUCACGGCAAUGGAUGCCUCUGUCUGCGCCUCAACGAACCAUUCGACAUUGACUCGGGCACUUACAGCUGUCAGGUGUUUACCUCUUCCUCAUCGCCCGAAAGCAAUGACAUCCUCCUUCAGAACUCCAACCCAGCCUCAGCCUCAGCCCCGGACAGCGACUGUGACUGCAGCAGCAGCGGGGAGCUAUGCGUUUUAGAGCGGGAUCUGUCCCAAAACGACGAGGAGUGCAUACAACUAUUAAAGACACCGCUGCCCGUGGUCUGUGGAGCGGGAGAGGAGGCGCUUUUCUAUGCGCGUGUUUUUCCCUGCGAAGCGGAAGCUGUCUGGUAUCUCAAUGGAAAGCCGCUCGCCGACGAGGCGGAUGACUCACUGAACAUGACGUUGGAGUCGUAUCCAGAGAACGGCAUUCGGGUGCUGCGCCUGCGAGACGUACAGCCCUCCAAGAGCGGGGAGAUUCGGCUGCAAAUAAAGCAUCCACAGACGGAGCGGCGCAUACCCACUGCCCGGACAUACACCAGUCUGCUGGUCUUGCCCAUUGUACGGGGCAACAGUAGUAGCAGCAACGGAUCCUCGUCGCUGGCUGCCAGAAGCUGUAUUUUGACACGCCCCGAAGAUUGCACCGCCCUCAUUGGCGGUCAUGUGCGGCUGAGCGUGCGCUACGACCCAUUCCCGGGCACCAAAGUCAUCUGGUACAAGGCGUGCCGUGCCAUUGUCGAGGGUUCCAAUGUGACGAUCCGUACGAGCUCUCAACAGUCGACGCUCUACAUAACGGACAUCUCGGCCGAUGACAGCGGCAAGUACACGGUGGAAAUAAUGAAUGACUACGGCGUGGAGGCAGCGGCCGCCUCGGUGGCCGUUGAGGGACCACCAGAGCCACCCAGCGGACAGCCGAGUGUAUCCCCCGGUCCAGAUCGCAUGGCGGUGGCGUGGUGUGGACCGCCUUACGAUGGCGGCUGCAUGAUUACGGGCUUUAUCAUUGAAAUGCAGAGCUGCGAUCCUGUGAACUGUGAUAAGGAAAACGAUGAAUGGCAGCAGGUGGCACGUGUUGUGGACACCCUGGCCUACACCGUCAAGAAUCUUCAACCCCAAAUGCAGUAUAGAUUUCGCGUGCGAGCCGAGAACAUACACGGACGCAGUGCGCCCAGCCAGGCUAGCGAACUGGUACAGAUGAGCAGCAGCCAGUACGGAGCCCGAGCGGGAGAGUCGACCACCGUGGACUAUGGACAAGCGGUGAGCGUGCAGUCUGGCGGCGAUUUCAAGGCGCGCUUCGAGGUCAUCGAGGAGCUGGGAAAAGGCCGCUUCGGCAUCGUGUACAAGGUGCAGGAGCGUGAUCAGCCGCAGCAACUGCUGGCCGCCAAGGUGAUCAAGUGCAUCAAAUCGCGCGAUCGCCAAAAGGUGCUCGAGGAGAUCUCCAUCAUGCGAUCGCUGCAGCAUCCCAAGCUCCUACAGCUGGCUGCCUCCUUCGAGAGUCCGCGGGAGAUUGUGAUGGUGAUGGAAUAUAUCACCGGUGGAGAGCUGUUCGAGCGUGUGGUGGCAGAUGAUUUCACACUCACGGAGCUGGACUGCAUUCUGUUCCUGCGACAGGUGUGCGAGGGCGUCGCCUACAUGCACAGUCAGAGCGUUGUUCACCUGGACCUGAAGCCGGAGAACAUCAUGUGCCAUACACGUACCAGCCACCAGAUCAAGAUCAUUGACUUUGGCCUGGCACAGCGACUGGACACGAAGGCACCCGUUCGGGUGCUCUUCGGAACUCCAGAAUUUAUACCGCCAGAGAUCAUUAGCUACGAGCCCAUUGACUUCAAGUCGGACAUGUGGAGCGUGGGCGUCAUUUGCUAUGUGCUGCUCUCUGGUCUUUCCCCCUUCAUGGGCGACACCGAUGUGGAAACCUUUUCGAAUAUUACAAGAGCGGACUACGACUACGAUGACGAGGCCUUUGACUGCGUUUCGCAGGAGGCCAAGGACUUCAUCUCCCAGCUGCUGGUGCACCGCAAGGAGGAGCGCCUGACUGCCAAGCAGUGCCUGGAGUCCAAGUGGCUGUGCCAGCGCCACGAUGACAAUCUCAGCAACAACAAGAUCUGCACGGACAAACUCAAGAAGUUCAUCAUUCGACGCAAGUGGCAGAAAACUGGAAAUGCUAUUCGCGCCCUGGGACGCAUGGCCACGUUAUCGGCCUCGCGAAGGAACUCAGCCAUCGCAAUGGGAGCCCUGAACAGUCCGCGACCCUCAAUCUCGGGCCUGGGUAUGCUGAGUGCCGCCAGCGCCCUGGUCAGUACUGUGAGCACGCAAAUGACAUCUCUGCACGAGGAGGAGGAUGACUUCAGUGUUGAAAUGCCGCACGUGGACAAGCGGUAUGCCCACGGAGCCCUGAAGCUGCGCGACAAGUCGCAGUGCAGCGAGCGCAGCGACUCCGGCUACAGCGAGUGCUCCAACUGCAGCCUGGGGGCGGCCGGCGUCGUGGCCCAGGAGACGCUGCUCCUGUCACUGGCCAAGUCCAAGCUGGAGCAGAUUGCCAAGGCGAGCAGCGGUCCUCUGCCAGUGGUCCUGGACUGUCCUGAGAGUCCUAUCACCCUGGAGCUGCCACCCAAAGGCGAAGCCAUAAUGCGCUCCGACUUCACCAACACUAUAAAGAUGCGGAAAAAGUCGCUGGAGGACAGUGCCAUGCGCGAGAAGCCGAAGCUGCAUGCCAAGCCCCUGUGCGAGUCCUCCAAGCUGAAGGUGUCCCAGUUGAAGGACAAAUUCCAGCAGACCAAAAUCGCUUCCGCUGCUGCUAACAAACCCAAGCUUGCCCUAGAGCCCAACAAGAUCACCAAGGUCGCCAGCGUGGGGCGCAUCCCUCGAACAGAAGAGCCAGGGAAAGCCGGAAGCAGUAACAGCAACUCUACUAAAGCUAAAUCCGCUCAAACCCGAUCCAUGCCUAGUUCACCGCUGCCUCAGCGUGCCGCCACACCGACGCGGCUGAUGAGCCAACGUGUCCGUGAGGCGACCGAGCGUCUUUCCCAACAGCACACUGUGGCCAGCGCUCAACGGCACAACGGCAAUGGCAAUGGCAAUGGCAAUGGGAUCACUAACGGCAACAGCAAUGGCAACGGUAAUGGAAACGUCCCAGAGAGCAGCCGAGAGUCACGUGCGCGACGUCUCAUCAAUAGAUUCAACGAAACGAAACAUAUCACGUCCUAGAUUUAUGUCGCAUAAACGCCGACGAACAUAACUUUAUUAUUACAGAAAUCAUUUGUUCAGACAAAACCCAGCAGAAAAUCUACGAACACUCGAAUAUAAAUAUGAAUAUGAAUAUGAAUAUGAAUGCGAAUGCAAUUGCGAUUGCGAUAGCGAACACGGGGUUAGAACACCCUCGCCCUCACCCCACACCCCAGCCACAGACACAGCCACACCAUAAACACAUUAUAAUACACAUCCACACCUCUGAUCAGAUCAGGCACUCGCCCAAAACGGGGGUAGGCACUGUACUUAGGCUAGAGGAAGCUAAAAAUUUAAAUUAUUGUAUCGAUUUAUAUACAUACUUAUUUACCAUACUAAUUAAAGUUAAUGUAACGAAGA